Molecule: messenger RNA, 1296 nt
Organism: Candidozyma haemuli
Lineage: Eukaryota; Fungi; Ascomycota; Pichiomycetes; Serinales; Metschnikowiaceae
Gene: BFR1
Product: Bfr1p
Exons: 1
Coding region: 1-1296 (431 amino acids)
Biological process (GO): intracellular mRNA localization
Cellular component (GO): ribonucleoprotein complex; nuclear outer membrane-endoplasmic reticulum membrane network; endoplasmic reticulum
Molecular function (GO): mRNA binding
Source: RefSeq, a predicted model, not a curated record
AUGUCGAACGUUGCACGCCCCAAGAAGUUUAUCAAGCGUCCUGAUGACUCUUCUAUGAAAAAGAGUAUCGAGCAGUUGAGAGCUGAUAUAAAGAAUUUGGAUUUGGCUAGUGGAGAGAUUAGUGCUCUGAUUGAUCGUAUCAAGCUUGACAGCACAGAUGUUGAGCGGAAGAAAGAAUUGCAAGCAGAAUUGAAGGAUAUUAUCGCACAGCAAAGCUCUUUUAAGGCGGACCGUGCAGCCAUUCAAUCUCAGAUCAAGAACAUUGAUACUCACUUAAAGAGAAAGAUCACUGAGAUCCAAAAAAUAACUUCCAAGUCAAAUUUCAAGUCGGCCGCAGAAAUUGAUACUAGGGUCAAUUAUUUGGAUGACUUGAUCGGUUCUGGAGAUUUGAAGUUAGCAGAGGAACGUAAAUUCAUCAAAGAGAUGACUUCCUUACGUAAAUUGAGGAAAGAUUUCGCCGAAGUAGAUACUCAACAGGCUUCGAUUGAUAAGGAUAAGGUUCGUAUCUCUGAACUUAAAGUCCAAUUGGGGAAGGUAGGGAACAAGGAAGUCCAGACGCGCUUUGAGUCUAUUCAGAAAGAAUUAGAUGAUAUCAACGCUUCCAACAAGUCUACUUAUGAACAGCGCUCAAACUUGAUUAACAAGCGUAACGAAUUAAGAAAAGCUAAGGAUUCGAAAUAUAAUGAAAUCAGGAAGUUGAGAGCUGACUUUGAUGCCGAAUUUACCAAGUUCAAGGAACAGUUAGCUGAAGAACAAAAGAAGAGGGAUGAAGAGUACAAGGCAAGGCAAGAAGAAGAGAAGCUGGCUAAGCGCAAAGAUGAAGCCAAACGGAAGUUGGAAGAGGCUUCCGUUCCUGCCUUCACCGAGGAAAUAAACGAGAUUCAUAGUUUGUUGGCGUAUUUUGAUCCUACUUACAAGAAGACGCAAAACAAUACUGUCGCUGAUGCCACCAAGCCAUCUUUCAGCUCUGAAGCUAAUGUUAGAAAGGUCGAAAUGCCCGAGGAUGUUGUCAUCUUGAAAAAGGAACAGCAGCCAUUCUUUCAGGGUUCAUCGGCAAAGAAACUGAAAAAGAAGGUCGCCAAGCUGAAGAACUUUACUGUGGAUCCAGAUGUAAUUGUCUCCUUGUCCAAUCUCUCGAUUCCCUUGCCUGUCAAGCUGGGAGAAGUUACUUCCACUAUAGAGACUUUAAAAGACACAUUACGUGCUUUAGAAGAGAGACAGGACGAACAGACUCAAAAAAACAUAAAGAGGGCGGAAGAGGAAAUUGCAAAAUUAGAAGACGAAGAGAGUACGUGA